AUGGCAGCUGUGACGGAGAGCCUGAGCUCGUCCUCUGCUGCCUGGUGUGUGUUCUAUGGUGCCGGAAUCAUUUGCACCCUGGUCGUCUAUGGCAUCCUCCAGGAAGGCAUCAUGACUGUGGCUUAUGACGGAAGCCUCUUCAGAUAUUCCGUUUCUAUGGUGCUGUGCAAUCGGCUGGCGGCGGUGGUGUUCGCGGUUUCCAUGGCAGCCGCAAAGGGCGAGUCCAUGAAAAACGAGGCGCCGCUGUGGAAAUACCUCAUUGUGUCUCUUUCCAAUGUCUAUGCCAGCUCCUGCCAGUACGAGGCCUUGAAGUACGUGUCCUUUGCAGUGCAGAUGCUGGGGAAGAGCUUCAAGAUGAUGCCUGUUAUGAUCUGGGGCAUGAUCAUCUCUGGAAAGUCCUACAGUGUGCGGGACUGGGUCGUGGCCCUUUCCGUCACGCUGGGCUGCACAGAGUUCCUGAUGACAGGUCGAAGGGAAGCUGCUGAAAUUUUCCAGGAUGCCAGGCUGGUUGAGAAGCUGCUUUGCACGAAGCUGGCCUUCAAGUACCCAGUUGUAGGGCAAGUUAUCAAGUUGACGCGGAGUCCAGCAAAUCUCCCAACCUGCAACUGGUUCAUGAAGCUGGUGACCUCGGAUCUCCCAACUUACAACUUGUUCAUGAAGAUGAUGGUGACCUCGGAAUCGGCUGGCUUCACAGAUCUCUCGUCGGCACCCACAACUCCAAUGAGACUUCCCCUGACCUCCGAGAAUGUGAUUUGCCUCAUGCAUCUGGCUGCCUUACAUGUCCCAACCCACGGGGGCUCGAUCGUCCUGCUGGCUGAAAUGACGGUGAGCUCGGUGAAAGCUGGGUUUCUCAUAGCAGCUCCAGGUACCCGAGGUCCACGGCCGCAGGCGCGAUGGACCGGACGACCGGCGCAGCUUCAGUUGGCCUCCCCUUCCACGGGCGGCCAACUGAUCGCGAUCUGCUGGCGGCCUUCGCUCGGCCGCUCCAAGGCCGCCAGCUGCGCCAGCUGCGCCAACUGUGCCAGCUGCGCCAGCGACCUGUCAGGCUGGGGCAGUCUCUUCGCCCGGACUUUGCGAGACCUGCUGGGUCUGCGAUGGUGGAAGCUCACAGAAGCUGUGGAACCUGUAAGGCUUCGAGGUCCCCGGGCAGGCCACGUAGCCUUUCUUCCAGGCAAGACGGCACCAAGAACCAUCGUGACCAUGCCGAGCGGCUGGCAGGCUGCAGCACUAGCAUCAGCCGGCAUUUCGAGCUCUGAGGAUGCUUCACUGUGCAACCAGACCCUUCAAUGGCAGGAUCUGUGUUCCUUGGCAAAUGUCGGCCAAAACACCGUGAAGAUCAGGUCCUGGAAAGCUCAGCCCGGUGUGCAACCACGGCUGACCAUCUCAGUCUUGCGGGCUCCGGGAAGGGAGCUGACGUCAUGUGGUAGGAGCCAUUUCUUCACAACGAAGCUUUGGAAGGUCACCAGCCAGAGGCCUUCACCUCACAGAGCGGCCAUUGGGGCCUUUGGGCUGCGUCCUUACUUUCCUCCUCUAUGUCUCCGGACUCUUCGAGGCCUGGGCUCUCGAUGCCGUUCCCUUCUUGGGCCAGUGGAUGCGCAGAGCUCUUGUCCUCUCGAGGCAGCGGCUCCGGGCGCUCCGAAGGCGGAGGCAUCCAAGAAGGCUUCCAGAAGUGGGAGACUCGGCUACAUGCGCCUGGCCAAGCAGAACGCUCCCAAACUUUCCUUCCAGAGGACGUUCCGCUGUGUGGUUCAGGCACGUGCGCGGCUCAUCCUCGAGGUAGAGGUCGGGAGCUUCCGAGCUCCCUCGAGGCUCAGUCCGGAGACGGGAACUUUCGGAGGGGCGAUCGCCAAGGUGGAUGCCAACAACAGCUUCAAGGGCUUCGUGUUGCUUGGUGGCUUCCUUGCCCUCGACGGCCUCACGUCCACAUUUCAAGAGAAGCUCUUCAAGGAGCACAAGACCACCAAGUACAACCAGAUGUUGUACAUCAAUCUCCUGUCGGCCACCGUCUCUAUGGUCACGCUCUUGGUGACUGGAGAGAUGUGGCCAGCAGCCGCCUUUGGCUUUGCGCAUCCGCGCUUUUGGCUGGACUGUGGCAUGCUGAGCGCGUCGGCGGUGGCGAGCCAGUUCUUCAUCUACUCGCAGAUUAAGGAGUUUGGUGCCUUGGUCUUUGCGGCGACGAUGAACGUCCGCCAGGUUGUCUCCAUCUUGGUCUCCUACGUCAAGUAUCACAACCCCGUGACGCACUUGCAGGUUCUGGGCUUGUGCGUCAUCUUCUCCGCCCUCUUCUACAAGUCGAUCGCCGCCAUGCUGACGGCACCCAGCAAGGAGGAGAAGAUGCCGAUUCUGGCAGGGAAGGUCUCCCCAACUUCGGCCGUAUGGUGCGCCUUCUAUGGCGCCGGAAUCAUUGGAACAUUGGUGCUCUACGGCAUUCUGCAGGAAGGCAUCAUGACGGUGUCCUAUGACGGCAGCCUCUUCACGUAUUCGGUCUUCCUCGUGCUGUGCAACCGUCUGGCAGCAGUGGUCUUCGCCGUAUGCAUGGCAUUCAUGAAGGGUGAGAGGAUGCAGAAUGAGGCGCCUAUUUGGAAGUACCUUGUCGUCUCCUUGUCGAACGUUUAUGCCAGCUCCUGCCAGUAUGAGGCAGGGAGGCAUGAACUGGUCAGGGGGCAGACAUGUGUCUAUGCGGAGUGGCCGAAGCACCCCGACCAGAGGAUGUUGGGGAAAAGCUUCAAGAUGAUGCCUGUCAUGGUCUGGGGCAUCAUCAUCUCUGGCAAGACCUAUGGAAUGCGGGACUGGUCCGUGGCACUUGCCGUCACCUUGGGCUGCACGGAGUUCCUGAUGACAGGUCCAACCCACUCGAAGGUGAGUUCGGCCAACAGCUUCAAGGGCUUCAUGCUUCUGGGUGGGUUCCUGGCCCUUGACGGGCUGACCUCAACUUUCCAAGAGAAGCUUUUCAAGGAGCACAAGACGACCAAGUACAAUCAGAUGCUAUACAUCAACCUCCUCUCAGCCACGGUACAGGAGCGGCUCUCUUGCAUCGAUGCACAGCUUUCGUGCCGCAACGAUUGGCUCAAAUCGGAGCCUGCUGGUGGUGCCACCGAGUCCGAUGAUGAGGCACGUGAGGAUGCUGACGAUGCCGUAGAGGUUGAACAGGAUGAAGAGCAGGAGCACCUGGAGUCAUCGCAGUCCGUGCCCCGAUCGACAGCGCCCGAACUGGCAGAGCUGCAGACCCUGGGCAUCGCAGCACGAGAUGAGUCCAAUGAAGGUCUGACAGCCCCGACGAGUGACGAGGUUGCAGGAGAUGCAGCCCUUCCAGUACAUUGGCUUGUGGCUGAUGCCUCCGAAUACUCGCAAUUAUUCGAGCUUUGUCAGGCAAAGGCUGAGAUUGCCAGCGUCUUGCUGCAUGCUUUCAUCCUCUCAGUGGGUUGCCUUGUAGAGUUCCCGUGGACAUCCGCAUCUUCUCAGGAGCUUGUAGUUUUCGCGCUGCGCGAAGACCAGGCCUCACAGGCACAACAUCUCCUACGGCUGCCCAAAGAUCGAUUGCAGGAAGAGCUCGAAAAAUCGUGGCUCGACAGCUCUGAAGCCUACGAGGCAGAGGAUGCCGUGGAAUCCGACCUUGUGUCUGAGCCGUUCCACACCCGAGGCAGCUUCACUCACAUCCGAAUCCGUCCGUCGUUCCUGGAUUCUGAGCUGGCAAAUGUGCGGCCCAACUUAUCCGGGAUGACCUUCAGCCGUGGCCGGAACAUGGAUCCUGUGCAGUUGCAGGCCAUGUCUUGCUUGGCGGCAGGGGAAUCUGUGAUGUUCUGUGCUCCGACGUCAGCUGGGAAAACUGCCGUGGCUGAGUAUGCGCUUGAGACUGCUUUGCGCGCCGGUCGCCGCUCCAUCUACACGACUCCUAUCAAAGCCCUCUCCAACCAGAAGUAUAAGGAGCUGAGUGCCUUAUUUGGCGCCUCGCGUGUGGGAAUACUCACGGGUGACACCACAAUUGCCAGUGAUGCACCGGUGGUCAUCAUGACCAUGGAAAUUCUGCAGGUCAUGCUCUACAGGCAGGCACGCGACCCGUUGCUACUGGAUGACUUCUCUUGUGUCGUGGUGGACGAGGCUCACUUCUUGGGGAAUGAAGGACGAGGUUUUGCAUGGGAGGAGGUCAUGAUCAUGCUGCCAUCUCAUCUUCGAGUUAUUUUGCUUUCUGCCACUGUUCCAAACAGUCGCUGCAUCGCGCAGUGGGUUGCUAACACGCGGGUGGAGGCUGUGAAUGUGGUGGAAACCAAAGAUCGGCCGGUGCCCUUGCGCCAUGAGGUCUACCGCUGCGGACACCCUUCAUUUCGGGGAGGGCGCUGGAAAUCCUUCUUUUCGGCAUUGCACGAUUCAGGCAGGGUGAAUCGCGGAAGCAUCCGCACGGCUGUCUAUCAGCGGCGGACGCUGCUCCAAGAAGCCUCGGCAUGGCGAUGCCCCGAGCAUCUGAUCCCGAAGUUUAUUGGUCGGAAGGGCCAACAUCUCCGAGCACUGGAAGCUGGCCGAGCGAAGAUAACCCUCGUGGAUGGCCAGAUUUGUGUGAGCAAUGGCACUAGCCGCCGUGCUGAAUGGGGCGUGAGAGACGACAUUGAGAGCUGGCUUCUGGAGCAGGGCGUGCCGGAGCAGUAUGCGAAGCCGCCGAGGGACUUGACCGGAGAUCCGCAUGAGAUGCGCGUGGAGGACUUGGAUCGGCUUCUUGGCCUGCUCUGGUCACGCAGGCAGCUACCCUGUAUUGGAUUCUGCUUCGAUCGCCUAAUGUGCGAGCGAGUCGCCCUGCUUCUGACAGGAGCCAAGCGCCUGGACUUCGCAACCCGCGCCAGCCGACAAGCCAUCAAGCAACGUCUGGACGCAGGCUUGGCCUCGCUGGAGGAGGGCGACCAGCGCCUGGCCCAAGUUCGGCACUCGCGCGAGCUCUUGCUGCGGGGCAUCGGGGUGCACCACAGCGGCAUGCUGCCCAUCCUCCGGGAGUUGGUGGAGCUUCUCUUUGCUGAGGACCGCUCGGGUUGCUAG
Molecule: messenger RNA, 5022 nt
Organism: Symbiodinium natans
Lineage: Eukaryota; Dinophyceae; Suessiales; Symbiodiniaceae
Source: the annotation of a GenBank genome assembly